Messenger RNA from Mesorhabditis belari, 276 nucleotides. The record is from the annotation of a GenBank genome assembly. Lineage: Eukaryota; Metazoa; Nematoda; Chromadorea; Rhabditida; Rhabditidae.
AUGGUUUCAUAUAAGAAAAAGAUCCUUUUACAAGCGAUUCUCGUUUGUUUCUUUACUUUCAUUUCAACAACAAUUUGGGCUAUACUGGGCUUUCUCCCAAACAAUUCUUGGAUGCCAAUUUUGAUGCAUAUCGGGGAUUUCUCGUGGUUUAUGAUGCACAGUAUGCCAGCCGUAAUCUACUUGACUUUCAAUGAAACAAUUCGCUCGAAAGUGGUGCUCAUCUUCGGGCUAGCAAAGAAGAAGUUCAAAGUUUAUUCUGCAGAAAAUUUUCUGACU